This is a messenger RNA of Aspergillus puulaauensis, 1392 nucleotides long. Its product is annotated as mitochondrial 37S ribosomal protein bS1m. The record is from RefSeq and is a predicted model, not a curated record. Gene Ontology annotation, biological process: mitochondrial translational initiation. The transcript has a single exon. NCBI's taxonomy places the organism in Eukaryota, Fungi, Ascomycota, Eurotiomycetes, Eurotiales, Aspergillaceae. Gene Ontology annotation, cellular component: mitochondrial small ribosomal subunit. Bases 1 to 1392 code for a protein of 463 amino acids. Gene Ontology annotation, molecular function: structural constituent of ribosome.
AUGGCGGCCUCGCUAUCACCGACAGCAAAUUUGCUGCGGAAGUCUCGCCUAUUCUCACUUCCGCAAGCUAUAACUUCAUUAGAAACUGCGGCCGCUCGAAGCCGCAACGAUUCCGACACCGCAACCCUCCCAUACCCUGUCCGAGCGUCCAUCGUUACCCCGGCUUCGUCAUUAUCAAGAGGGGAUUGGGGUCUCAAAAGACCUCUUCCUGAUAAGUCGACGUCGCAGAAGUCUUCACGGCCUGUUGUUCGGAUCAAUGCGCUGGAUACCUUUGAGCAUGUCACCGACUUCGAUUCGGCAGCGGACCACACGAUGACCCUGGAGAAAUUCCAGGAACUCAAUUUGCCAAUUUCUCUGCCUACGAGGUCUGGAUACUCGACAAGCAUUGUGCCGCGGCACCACAGUCCCUUUGAGGCAAACGUCGACAACACGGAGGCUACACCUGCUACAACUCCUGACACGAAGCAAUUCAGACACACCGGACCCUGGCUUGGGGGCCUGACGGAAGCAGAGUUCAGCGCCUAUUUAGACAAGAUUACGGAGGAAAAGCCCAGACUUAUGCGGAAACUUCGAAGAUGGUUCUACGCUAAGCGUAAGGCCGAACUGAGAAAUCAGGCUCAGGACAAGGGUGAAGAUUUGGAGAAUCUGCCACCGGUCACCAAGGAAGAGUUCGACAACUAUGUGAAAACACUGCGAACGGACCCGUAUUCGCUGGGGCCUGUGAUAUUUGAGUUGUUGGAUCUUCCUUCUGCCCCUGCGGUGCCGAACGACCGCAUUGGCUCUCAGUACUACGCCUCGCCCCCAACCAAGAUGCCUGCUGCCGAAUAUGCGACUUACGGACCCCCCAUGACGCAUCCCUCGGCAGGUUUGUCAUAUGCGCGAUCGCAUGCGUCAAUCUACAACCACCCGAAGUAUGGCCCUCAGGCCCAUCAGCGUCCAGUGGAGGCACGUGUCCUCCGACCUCGCGGUAGAGUCAGGGGUAAGGCUGGCAGGGCGGUUGCCGGUGUCGGUGGUAUUGCAUUUGAGGAUCUGAGCGCGAUGACUUUCGCGGAACAAGGUGCACCCCCGGGUCUGGCGUCCUUCGAUGCAACUAUCCCUGGUGGUGCCAAAUAUUACGUUCAACCUAUCCGGGCCUCUAUCAAGGCGGACGGACAGAUCGCCCUGGCGUCCUACCGCGCCAGUGCAUCUGCCAAAUUGGCACACGAUCUCGAAGAUUACAGGAAACCCUCUGGGACCCCCAGGUUUAACUCCCGUGCGCCCAGAAGCCAACGAGCAGUCCCGAGAUUAGACCAAGCUCGCACAACUCCAGUGCGGCGUGUCGAAACGGAAGAACCGGAAACUAGCAGGGAGGAUGUUGCAAGGAACCUCAUGAAGACUCUCACUUCUCGGUAA